AAAUAAAAAAUGAAUUACUGCAGCCCAUGUCAGUUGUAACCCUGCUUACACGCUGUGUUUCUCGCCUCGACUAACAUCUGUCCAGAGUGUGGCGCUGCUGGGCCGGAGGGUUCUGGAGGUUGCGGAGGAGAAAGAAGCCAGUCAGACGCUGAUCUCAGACCUGACGCACACUAAAGCAGAGCUCCUGCAGAAGACCAGCGCUCUGGAGGAGCAGAUCUCCUCGCUCAACCUCCUCAUCCAGCAGAAGGAGGCGCAGGAGACGCAGCUCAGAGAACACGCGGAGCAGCUGAUGGUGGAGAAACAGCUUCUGGAGGAGGAGCUGCAGGAGGUCAGACAGCAGGAGGAGCACAUGUGUGGAGCCAACCGAGCGCUGACCAGACACCUGGAGGACACGCAGAGUGAGCUGAGCAGGGUAACUCGAGCUCAUCGAGAGCUGAAGGAGAGGAGGAGCCAAGAGCAGCUGCAGGAGGAGCGCUGUGUGCUGGAGGAGAAACUCUCUCGCUGUGAGUUUGAUCUGAAUGAAGCGGAGCUGAAAACUCAACAGCUGCAGAAGAGAAUUAAAGAGCUGGAGGAGAAUCGACACACACAUGACGACAGACACCACAAACUCAUGGAGGUGCGGGUGUGUGAGCUGGAGAGGAGUGUGAUGGAGGAGCGCAGCGGUUCAGACUCGCUCAUGAAGAGGCUGGAGCGAGGACGAGAGCAGAUGGAGCAGCUGAGAGCAGAACUGCUGCAGGAACGAGCUGCUCGACAGGAUCUGGAGUGUGACCGAAUCCGUCUGGAGCGGCAGAAUAAGGACCUGCGGAGCCGCGUGUCGCAGCUGGAGGGAUCUCAGCGCUCCGGGACCGACGCCACCAUCUCCAAACUCCAGCUCCAGGUCCACGAGCUGGAGGAGAGGCUGCUGGGAGAGGAGAAAGAGAACGGAGAACUGCAGCAGCAGAACCGGAGACUGGAGCGACACGUGAAGGAGCUGACCCUACACCUGGAGGAGGAGCGGCUGGAGCUGCAGGACCAGAGAGAUCAGCUGGCACUGCGUCUGAGAACACUGAAGCGUCAGCUGGACGAGGCCGAGGAGGAGAUGGAGAGGCUGGAGAAUAGCAAGAAGAAGGUGCAGAGAGACCUGGAGGAGCAGCAGGAGCAGAACGAGCAGCUGCACACUGAGCUCUGUGGACUCAGGCGCAACAACAGACCCACUAAACUACAGAUUACAGCUGAUGAUGAAGAUGAAGAUGAUGAAGAUGAAAAUGAGACUAAAGCAACACUAGAUGCAAAUUAACUGUUAAUUAAUCAUUCAAGUGUGUCUCCUGCCACAUUUCUUUUAAACUUAUCGUUUAACCAGGUUAAUUCAUGAAUUCACUCACAGUUCUCAUCAUUCUGUUUGAUCAGAAAUUACUGAACGAUAAAUAUGGUGAAUAUGUUUUAAUAAAGCAUAUUUUGAUUGAGAUAUCACACUACCUCUCUCUCCUAUCAGACGGUGCUUUACCAAGGCAGGGUCAAG
Rhinichthys klamathensis goyatoka is the source of this 1498-nucleotide messenger RNA. Its product is annotated as cingulin-like protein 1. Gene Ontology annotation, cellular component: myosin complex. The record is from RefSeq and is a predicted model, not a curated record. Bases 290 to 1276 code for a protein of 328 amino acids. The transcript has 10 exons. NCBI's taxonomy places the organism in Eukaryota, Metazoa, Chordata, Actinopteri, Cypriniformes, Leuciscidae.